AUGGCUGCUAAUAUGAUUGAACGACAAACACCUACUGAACACUUGAAACAAUCAACUGAUACUGCUGGAGAGGCUAGUGGGAUUUUUGGAAACAUUCAUCAUCCAAAUGCUACCAAUGCCAACUACCAUUCAGGUGCUACUCUACUGCAGUCCUCAGACCAUCAGCAACAAACUCUGGAUGAAACCCUGUCUUGUCAGCAGCAACCAUCUAGUCAAAACUGUCAUAACGAGACCUCGAUUGAUGAUGUCGUCAAUGACAAUACAGUUCAAAAAGAGUCCUUCAAAAACCUCAUAUCCAGAGUCUGUCUACGCAGUUGGACAAGACCGGACCAGUAUGUGUUUGUGUGUGCCCUUGUGCUAGUCACUGUGCCCAGUAUUCUGACCAGUGUCUAUGUAUUCCCAUUCUUGUGGUACCACGGAUUCCCUCUCCUCACUGUAUUUGCUAUUCUGUUUGCUUCUCUGUCCAUCAUACUGCUUUUUGCCACAAGCUUCACGGAUCCAGGUUACGUUCCAAAAAAUAUGGAUAUGCAUCCAUCCCUAUUAUCUACUGGAAAUUCAUCUACUGUACCUGACGGUCUUACUAGCAACUCUUAUCCAUUUAUUUCUCAACAGCAACUUGGUCCAUCUCAGUCACAGUAUCCACCGGAAACAUUGCUUGCGCAUGUAAAGACUGUGCUGGUCAAUGGCCAUAUAAUAUCUGUCAAAUACUGCAACACCUGUCUAUCAUGGCGACCACCACGCACAUUUCAUUGCGCCACAUGUGAUCGUUGUGUGCAAGGACAUGACCAUCAUUGUCCAUGGAUGGGCACUUGUGUUGGAUACAGAAAUUACCGGUUUUUUUAUAUGUUUCUAUGCACUACACUUGUUUUUAUUGGGAUCAUCAUUGCAUCCCAUGUGCUAUUUUUAGUACACUCAACUUCUAGCAACACAAUUCGUGAUAACCCAGUAUCUUUUGGUGUUCUUGUUCUUGGCUGCUUGGCCAUCUGGUUUCUUUGUAUGAUGGUUGGAUAUCAUACCUGGCUUAUUGCACAGGGAAUCACUACCCACGAACAAAUUCGCAGAGGAAAUGGUACUUGGAAUGAACCUACCGAUCAAGGAAAUCCAUACGAUCAAGGCUCCAUCAUCAAAAACUUUAUAUAUGUUUUAUGUCGUAAAAUAGAGCCGAGAAGCGAAAACUCGACUCGCGGACUAACGCCUACUACUGACAAAACUCCACCAGAUUGGACGAGUAGAGAUAUAGCACCCACAUCUACUACGUCAACUAUAGAAAUGGCGACUCCUGACGAUUCAAGACUGAAUCCCUCAAGUUUGCCACCAAAUGCACUGAUUCGAGCAUCUCUACCUCAGUCAUCCAUAUCACUUUCGAAACAAGCAACACCUCCAUGUAAAAUUGAUGUGAAUAUCAACACAGAACUCAUCAUGUCUGAUUUGUUUUUUACAAAUCAUAAAAAUAAAUGCGACACAACUUGAUAGUUUAUGU
Messenger RNA from Batrachochytrium dendrobatidis JAM81, 1480 nucleotides. RefSeq lists its product as uncharacterized. Gene Ontology annotation, biological process: protein targeting to membrane; peptidyl-L-cysteine S-palmitoylation. The record is from RefSeq and is a predicted model, not a curated record. The coding region runs from base 1 to 1470 and encodes 489 amino acids. Gene Ontology annotation, cellular component: Golgi apparatus; endoplasmic reticulum. The transcript is spliced from 3 exons. Gene Ontology annotation, molecular function: protein-cysteine S-palmitoyltransferase activity. NCBI's taxonomy places the organism in Eukaryota, Fungi, Chytridiomycota, Chytridiomycetes, Rhizophydiales.